Messenger RNA from Telopea speciosissima, 782 nucleotides. Its product is annotated as 60S ribosomal protein L11-like. Gene Ontology annotation, molecular function: structural constituent of ribosome; RNA binding. Bases 88 to 636 code for a protein of 182 amino acids. Gene Ontology annotation, cellular component: cytosolic large ribosomal subunit; ribosome. Gene Ontology annotation, biological process: translation. The record is from RefSeq and is a predicted model, not a curated record. NCBI's taxonomy places the organism in Eukaryota, Viridiplantae, Streptophyta, Magnoliopsida, Proteales, Proteaceae. The transcript has 5 exons.
UUUUCUCUUCUAGGGCGUCUCUCAUUCUUUCUCUUCAUUCACUCCCGACCCCCUCACCUGCUGCUGUGAACUCGGUCACUGUGAGCCAUGGCUUCAGAGAAGAAGCUCGCGAACCCUAUGAGGGAGAUUAAGGUGCAGAAACUCGUGCUUAACAUCUCCGUCGGAGAAAGCGGAGAUCGUCUUACCAGAGCCUCUAAGGUGUUGGAGCAGUUGAGUGGUCAAACUCCUGUGUUCUCCAAGGCUAGGUACACCGUGCGGUCGUUUGGAAUUAGACGUAACGAAAAGAUUGCUUGCUACGUUACCGUCAGGGGUGACAAGGCGAUGCAGCUUCUGGAAAGCGGAUUGAAGGUGAAGGAAUACGAGCUCCUGAGGAGGAAUUUCAGUGAUACCGGCUGCUUCGGUUUUGGUAUUCAGGAACAUAUCGAUCUUGGAAUCAAGUAUGAUCCCUCGACAGGCAUUUAUGGUAUGGACUUCUAUGUUGUUCUGGAACGUCCAGGCUACCGUGUAGGGCGUCGCCGCAGGUGCAAGUCCCGUGUCGGAAUCCAGCAUAGGGUCACAAAAGAAGACGCGAUGAAGUGGUUCCAGGUCAAGUAUGAGGGUGUGAUCCUUAACAAGUCUCAGUCGAACACUUCUUAGAGAGAUAAAAAGUACAACUUAAACUUGGGUCAAUUUUAAGUUUUGACAAGCUUAAAUUACCUUUUUGUUCUUUGUAGAGAGUUGAGUUUGUCGACUCUUAAUUUGUUAUCCCUAGAAUUGGUUAUUGCAGUAGUAAUUUUGUCUUA